Messenger RNA from Aegilops tauschii subsp. strangulata, 6722 nucleotides. RefSeq lists its product as uncharacterized. Gene Ontology annotation, molecular function: protein dimerization activity. The record is from RefSeq and is a predicted model, not a curated record. Lineage: Eukaryota; Viridiplantae; Streptophyta; Magnoliopsida; Poales; Poaceae.
UCCUGCAGAUUCUCCAUCCUCUCCAGAACAACAAGCAAGCAGCACCUCUCCAAGAGGACCAAGGCAGCAGGCAGCAACAAGCAAUCAACAAGGUAUGGGGCUUCCCUCCUGCCUCCUCUUUUCCCCCCUCCUUUUAUAGCAUAUUAGUGGAAGAUGGGUGGAUUAGAAUAAUGAAUGAUGGGCUCCUGCUUGUAUUAGAAUAAUGAUGGCUCUUAGAUUGAUGGGUGGAUUAGAAUAAAGGCUAGUUGAAUACUGAUGCAUGAUGUGUUGUGCUCAACAAUGGAUUAGUUUAAUGACUAGUUGAAUGCUGAUUAGUUUAAUGGCUAGUUGAUUGUCGCUGUUUGCUAUAUCUGCAUGAGUAGAGUAGUUUAGUUGCUGCCACGGCAGCCUUUUCAUCUGUCUGGUACCCUUUUGUCUAUCUAGUAAGUACUUUAUUGUUUGUUGCCUUGUUGCCAUGGCAGCCCUUUUAUCAGUUAUGCUAAUAUUCCUUUGUGUUUGGUUGUUUGCUGCAGGUAGUAGAAGUGUAGCACCAUGGAUGGAAAUGCAGCAGCUGAUGGGGGUGAGCCCACCUACGAUCCAAUGAAAGAUCCAACAAGGAAGCCACAACGGUCAAAUGAUCCGGGAUGGAACUAUGGAUAUUGGUCUGAGCCUCCAAAUCAGGAUCUUGUUGUGUGCGCUCUUUGUGGCAAGAUAACUUCUGGAGGGAUCAAGAGGCACAAGGAGCAUCUUGCGGGCGUCGGGGGAGAUGCAAUUGGUUGUCGUAAGGCCACCACACAACUGAGGAGAGAAAUGAGAGCAUAUUUGGAGCAAAAUAGGAGGAUCAAGGGAGUAGUAGAUGUAGAUGAUGAUCAGGAGGUUGUGGAGGUGAGUUCAGUUGGAGCAAACAUCGCCUCUAAAAGGCCAAGCUCAGGGACAGCAGCCAAACAGAAUAAGAAAGCGUUUAUCACCAACAUGCAAGGUAAAAUGUUGCUGCUGCCGCCAAUAGUUCCAAGCCAAUUGUUGCCAUGCUACGAAGAACACCUGAGGAUCUUGUAGAUGAAAAACGCUCUGGGUGUUCUCAAAGCAACAUGGAGUCUAGCACAAAGACUCCGGGAGAGAGGCAUUAUGUCAAUAUGCAGUGGGCAUUGUUCUUUUACGAGUGUGGCAUUCCAUUCAAUGCUGCAAGUAGUAGGCAGUUUGAGGUCGCAAUUGAAGCCUCUUGUCAAUAUGGUUCAGGUUACAAGCCUCCUAGUGCACAUGAGCUGAGAGAGCCAUUGCUUAAUGAUUGUGUGAAGGAAACAGGACUUUUGAGGAGGCAACACGAGUCAGCAUGGAAAAAAUAUGGAUGCACACUCAUGUCGGAUGGCUGGUCGGAUAAAAGAGGACGCCAUUUGAUUAACUUCCUUGUUAAUAGUCCAGAGGGCACUUUCUUUUUGGAGUCGGUUGAUGCCUCAAGUGUAUGUCAUGACGGUGAUAUGAUAGCUGAUUUGCUUGAGAAGAGAAUUCUGGAUGUUGGAAAAGAGAAUGUGGUACAAGUUGUCACCGAUAAUGGUGCUAAUUACAAGAAAGCUGGUCACCUUCUAAUGGAGAGGAUGCCUACUCUAUAUUGGACCCCGUGUGCAUGUCAUUGCUUGGACCUAAUGUUGGAAGAUAUAGGAAAGUUGAAGGCAUUUAAGAAGCCUAUUGCAGGGGCUAGACGUGUCACAACUUUCAUCUAUAGACAUGGAAGACUUCUUAGUCCAAUGAGGAAGGCCACGGGUGGGGAUCUUGUGAGACCAGCAGCCACUCGUUUUGCCACAGCCAUCCUCACACUUAGGAGUUUGGUCAAGAACAAGGCUGCAUUGAGGAGUUUAUUUACAUCUGAUGAAUGGGUUGGAAACAAGUUAGCAAAAACACAAGUUGGCUUGAAUGUGCAAGAGAUUAUACUUUCAACGGAGUGGUGGAGCGCAAUUGAGGACUGCCUUAGAGCUUCAACUCCACUUCUUAGAGUUCUUAGAGUAGCGGAUGGUGAUGAGAAGCCUGCCAUGCCAGAGAUUAAAGCACUUAUGAUUUAUGCAAAGGAGAGGCUCAAUCUAGGUUUCCCUCAACAAAACAAGCAACCAUUGCUCAAGAAGAUCUUGGCCAUUGUUGACAAGCGUUGGGAGAAUAUCAAAUGGAUCAUCCAUUGUAUGGGGCUGCUCUAUUUUUGAACCCAGGAAAGUUCUUUCCUAUUGUAAGCAGAAAUGAUGAUGCCUUAGUUGGGGAGCUUAGGAGCUGCUUUAAUGAUGUGCUUGCAAAAAUGGUACCGGAUGCCAAUGUUCGAAAAAAGAUUGAUCAACAAUCUGUGCUCUAUGAGGGCCAGCGAGAAGGCUUUUCUAAUCCAUUGGCACUCGAGACCAUGAGCACAAGAAACCCUCUUGAUUGGUGGAGUUCAUUUGGUGGUUGGGCCAUUGACCUACAAAGGUUUGCAAAGCGCAUUGUUAGUCUUUGUGCUUCAUCAUCUGGUUGUGAGAGGAAUUGGAGCACGUUUGAAUUUGUAAGUCAACUAGUAAAGCAGUAUUUGUGUUUGUUCAAUGAUGAUUUCAGCAAGUAAUUUACUUAUUUCACUUGUUUCUACUUUGUAGAUCCAUACGAAGAAAAGGAACAGGUUACAAUGGAAAAGGUUGAAUGAUCUUGUCUUUGUUUCAUACAACCGGAAGAAUAUGCAAUGGUUUCAAAAGAGGCGUGAGAAGGUGGGCGAGAAUAGCUUUGAGGCUUUGGUCAUUGAGGAUUUUUAUUGGGGCAAUGAGUGGGUGGACCCAUCACUAUCACAACCUCAAGGUGCUCGAGGUUGUCCUGAAGACAAUCAAGACAUUACAUGGGAGGAUGUUGAUGUGGCUAUUGGUGCAUCUUCAAACCUUCGAGGCCGCAAUCUGCAUAGGACAGCAACUACACUUCGUAGGGGCCAGACAAAUGUCCGUCUGCAACACUACGCACGCAAGAGACCUACUACAACACGACCUACAAUUCCUGAAGAAGAUGAGGCAGAGGACUUGGAGCAAGAGCAACACUCAAGUAUGCCCUAUGCGGAGGAGGAGGAGGAUUCAGACUACGUUGAGGAUGAUGAUGAUGUGAGCAAUGACGAUUAAGAGCCAACUAAUGUUGACCAAGAUGGUGAAGACAGCACCAAUGCCAAUGAGUUUGAUGAUGAUGACUUUUGAUUGAGACUUUGAGAGUGGAGAGACAUGAGAGAGCUGAGCUGGCCACCUUUAUCCCUUCUGCUAUGCUGGAAUUAUCUAUUAUUCUGUUUGUCUUAUGUGGACCUUUGUUAUGUGGACUACUGGACUUGUGUAAUUUGAAUUGGUUAAUGGUUAUGUAAUAUGCCAUGCAUUGCAGAUUGCAGUUGCACUCAUACUUGCUAUCUUUCUUUCCACUUUUGCUCGCUGCCUCACUUUUAUUUCUAUUUUUUUAUUUCUAUUUUUUGUGGAAUGUGCACUGGUAAGUGAUACAUUAUUCUAACAUAUUUGUUCAUGACUUCAUGUUGAUGCAGAAUUCUGCUGGGGAGAAAAGCAAGUGCAAAGAGGAUAGGAAUGGAUGCUAUAUGGGCUCUACAACAAUCAGUUGCAAGGUGUGUAUGGCUGUAUGCCUAGUUGCUUAAUGCCUACCAAAUUCUACUUAAUUCUGUUGCUUACAAGUCUCUAAGGCGUCGCCUCGCCUUAUGCCUUAGCGCUUAGGCAGUGAGGCGCCCCCCAGCGCCUCGCCUCGCCUUACCGCCUUAAAAACAUAGGGUGCUUGGGUACUGGGGUUCUCAUGUGGACCCUAUGGACAGUUCGCAAUAAGCUUGUGAUUCAGUGUGCGCCUCUUCGACGAUCUACUUGCGCGAUUUUCAAAAUGUGUGGUUACUUGCAGCUUUGGCGGCCGCUUAGCCGCCCGCAGGAUCGGGACGCCAUCGACAUCUUCAUUGCAGAUCUUCGUGCGUUGGCCUUCCGCUUGGCUCCGCCGUUUCCCCCACCACGUCCGGAGCCGGAUUAGUCCCUCGGACUCACUGUGGCAGUGCCUAUGGCUAGGCUCUGGCCCUUUGCAUCCCCCUCUUUAUUCUCUUUAGGGCUUGUUGAGUUGUGCCCUCAGCAAAACCUGGAUCUUGCCGUGCUUUGACUAUGCGCAACUUGUGGGCGUGUGUGGUGUGUGCUUGUAUGUUGGAACUUGUGGCUCUGGUGGUUUGCUUUAUAUAUAAAGUGGGGUGAAAGCCUUUUUCGGUAAUACUGUGAAAGUCACCUACCGUAGCUCAUUAGUCACCUAAUACUCCCUCCGUUCCGGAAUCUAGUGCGCAUAUAUUCAGGCUCUAAUACAAUGCAUGCGCUAGAGGCUAGCUUUGGACGAGAAUAACCCUGCUUCGUCUGUCCCAUGCCCUCGCAGACAUUCAACUAGCUAGCAAACACCGGCGUGUGCAUGCGGGCCAGGGACGCGGUGACGCCGACCACCGGCCUUGUACGCGGAGAAGCCAGCCGCGGGCGCAGUGACGCCGGACACCGGCGGUGGAAGGGAAGAAGCCGGGCGCGGGGGCGGUGACGCCAGUCGCCGACGGCGGAGGGAAGAAGCCGGCCGCAGACGCGGUGCUGCUGGCCGUCGACAGUGUACGCGGUGAUGCUGACCAUGGACACUGAGAAGCGGAGUGGGGCCGCCGGCCACCGUAGCGGAUGUGGUGAUGCUGGCGCCCGCGGUGGACACGGGAAAGUCGGACGCGGUGGACGCCGACCGCUAGUGGAGGACGCGGAGAAGGCGGCAGCGAACACAGUGACGCCGGCAGCGGAUGCGGAGAUGCAGAAGACGCCAGUAGCAGACACAGGCCGACAGUGAUGCAGGUCUAGUGCCCACGCCCCUGACUGCCUCGCCACCACAAUAUCCUGGAUCCGCACAAUCUCCUGGAUCCGGCCUGGCGGAGAGGCAUGCACAGACGGCGAGGAAGGCAGGCUACCCCGCAGCCUCGUGGAGCUGCGCAAGCUUAGGUGCAGACAGCUCGCACUUGCGCUUCUUGCCGCCGCUCGUAGACACUGCCGCCGCCAUGUCCGCUCCAAGAUCAAGCCGUCAUGGUCCUCGGCCGUUGCUCCUCGUAGCCGGAGCAGGGGAACGGGGGGCAAUGGCGUGGUCCUCGUCGCCGCGGAGGAGAGAAGAUGAUGGCGUGGCCCUCGUCGCUGCUGGUCCAAUCCCGAGUCCCGACCGCCUGCGAUGCGUGUUGUGUGCAAGAGGAAAAGGAUAAAGGCGAUGGGUGCGUCCAUGCGGCUGCAGGGUUAGUUUCGUCCAAAGAGCACAAAGUUGCUUAUACAAAGUUGCUUAUACGCACUACAUAGUGGAAUAACGCUAGAAAACUUAUGCGCACUAUAAAGUGGAACGGAGGGAGUAAUGUGAAAGUUAACUACCAUUGCUCAUUGAUCACCUGAAAUACUGUGAAAGUUGUCUGUCAUGGUUUUUAAGUUGCCUACCUCGGAAGCUAAGUUCUUACAGUUUAUGAAGUUGUCUACUGGUGAUGCUCAGUUGCCUGCCAUUGUUGAUUAGUUGCCUAGAGUACUGUGAGUUUCCUACCAUGGCUUCUAAGUUGCCUACCUCGAAACAUAAGUUGUCAACAACACUAUGAAGUUGCCUACCUAUGAUGCUCCGUUGCCUGACAUAGCUAAUUGGUUGCAUGUAGUACUAUAAAAGUAGGCCUACCAUACUGAAAAUUACAUAAGCAACUUAGCAUAAUGCACUCAAUGCUAAGCAAUUUAGGAAUAAAAGUUAAGCUACUUGAGGGUCAUGGUAGCCAAUUUAGUGCAGACGUUAGGCUAACUAGCAUCAUGGAAGGCAACAACAUGAGUUGUUUACUAUAGAACUAAAAGUUGCUUCAUGUAGCACCCAAGUUGCUUUGGAAAAAGUUCAUCGGAACAUACUGAUAUGGAAUCGGGUUUUGAAGAACUCGUCGCGAGAGGUCCAGCAGAGAAAACGGAUUGUAAUUCCAACGCUCAAUUCAAAAGUUAUAGCAUUUUGAAAUAUCGAAAAGAGGAAUUAGUAUGACAGUACAGAGCUUUGAUAUUCACAUGCAAGCAUGGGGAUGCAGCAUGUGCAUCAGCGCAGAACACCAUAUGUCAUUUGCCUUGCAUGGGCCAAUCACCUUUUGCUAUCUUGGGUAAAGGAAUCAAGUUUUCUUGUUUCCCAUUUUUGGGUCUAUACUCCAUAUAACUAAAAAGUGCAGCUACACUUAUCAGAAAUUGAUUUAUUUUGCCAAAUAUAUACAUUCGACACCCACAUAAUACUUUGCUAGUAUUUGUUACUUUCUCCAAGAUUUCACAACUAGGCUGAAUCAAAAGAUUCAGAAAAAGGAAGUCCUAGAUUACUGCUGCUCAUUCAUGCACUUGGAUUGAAAGACCCUGGUUAAACUUUAUGAGAGGGAAAAGAAAAGAAGUCCUAGAUUACUGCUGCUCAUUCAUGCAAGAGGCUACUCUAGUGCCCCCAGUCGAACUUUAAGGUCGGUGUUGGACCUGGAGAAUCCAAAGAAAACUAGUAGUAGUCAUGUAUUUAAUUUCGAAACAUCAGCUAACCCUGAUUUACUACUUGUAGUAUUUUAUGACAACUAAACUGUUCUGAUGACUGAUGAAAUCUUAAAGGGGUUAGCAGCUAAGCCAGCAACAGAGUUCAAACACUAUGCAUCAAAAGAAAGUUAUGUACCGCAAAGUAUCAAUUAUUUCAGAGUAUGAUAUGAUUCCCUCUAGUGAAUGUGCGAAUGACAUGGAAAUGAUAAUCUUUGACAGUCU